This is a messenger RNA of Mitosporidium daphniae, 813 nucleotides long. RefSeq lists its product as uncharacterized. The transcript is spliced from 2 exons. The coding region runs from base 1 to 813 and encodes 270 amino acids. Lineage: Eukaryota; Fungi; Microsporidia. The record is from RefSeq and is a predicted model, not a curated record.
AUGCCCCCGAUAAAAGAGUCUACUCCGGAAUACACCUCCUUUUCAGAGGAACGCCGCCAAGUGCUUGGGUUUCUUCUGACAUAUCUUGAACGCAGAAAUGUUCUCACUUCCGAGUAUUAUAAGAAGCUCGUAUCGCUGAACGGGCUUUUUGCAGAGGAUAUUAAUAUUCUUGUCCAAUCAAUAGCCAAAGCCAAACACAUAGCCAAAAAAUCGCACAAGUCGCUGCUUCGUUCGCCAUCAAUGCCCUCCGCUUCAGCAUCUUUGGAAUCCUCGCCAUCUUUUACUGAAGGGCCAUCCUUCUACGAGCUGCUUGGAAAGACUCUAAUGGACUUUAUAACUUCCCAUGACAAAUCUAUUGCUCAAUCAGCUACCCUUUCCGAAGGAAAGCUGAAGGAUCUAUUUCAAGGAUUGGCUAUAGAUCAGCAACCAGAGCUAGAAGCGAUUGAUGCGACAAUUGCUUCGUUGUCAAAUCAACAGAAUACCAUGUCCGCUAAACUGGCAAAGCUAAAGGGGGAGUACAUCUUGUCAUCACAAAUGGUUGAAACCUCGUUUGAAGAGUUGAAAAAACGCGCCUUAAUUCCGUUCCCUAACUCGACGACUAGCUUUUCGCUUACCAAGGCUUCAAACUAUGAAAAGGCUUUUUUGGACUAUUCAAAAAAAGUUGAAAGUGCUCGUAAACCUGCACGUGAAUUUUAUGAGGAAGUCUCCCGCAUUCGAGAUGCUUUUGAGGAGAUAGAAUCCAAAAAGCUUUUACUGAAAAAGGUUUAUCAUUCCAUACAAUUGACCUUUAGAAAAUCUGUAGCAUCGAAAUGA